Molecule: messenger RNA, 2081 nt
Organism: Stegodyphus dumicola
Lineage: Eukaryota; Metazoa; Arthropoda; Arachnida; Araneae; Eresidae
Product: acetyl-coenzyme A transporter 1
Biological process (GO): acetyl-CoA transmembrane transport
Cellular component (GO): membrane
Molecular function (GO): acetyl-CoA transmembrane transporter activity
Source: RefSeq, a predicted model, not a curated record
UAUUUUUCAGACUUACAUUUCCUGUCAAAUUAAUUUUGUGUGAAAAUAAGGAAAGGAUUUGCAGCAGUAAUAAUCAACACAUCUCAUUGCGGCUAACUUUUGACAACAUUAAGUAGACGUCGCCGUAAGAAGUUUGAACAUGUAUUAAACUGAAUAGUUUUCCCUCGAAAUUCUUAAAAGAUGGAACGGCGUAAAGGUAUGAGAGAAGCAAACAAGGAUCUGCCUAUUUCUCAUGGAGAUUUCUGUGAUCAGAACAGUUUACCAAAUUCUGAAAUGCAUGAAAGAAACCGAAACGAUCUAAAACAUGAUAGAAUUAAUAUUAUUGUUUUGCUUUUACUAUAUGUUCUUCAAGGUAUACCAUUGGGUCUUGGUGGCAGUCUGCCAAUGAUACUACAGAAUAGAAAAGUUAGCUAUAAAGAUCAAGCUGUUUUCAGUCUUGUCAACUGGCCCUUUAGUCUGAAAUUAUUAUGGGCCCCUAUAGUUGAUUCUCUAUAUUGGAGGCGUUUGGGACGCCGGAAAACAUGGCUCAUACCUACUCAGUAUCUUAUUGGAUUUUUCAUGAUAAUUUUAUCAUCUUCUGCAUCAUCACUACUUGGAAGUGAAACAGAUCCUCCUAAUGUAAUGCUACUAACUGUAAUUUUUUUCUGCAUGAAUUUCCUUGCAGCAACUCAAGAUAUUGCUGUAGAUGGUUGGGCAUUGACAAUGCUAUCCAGGCAAAAUGUAGGUUAUGCAUCCACUUGUAAUUCUGUUGGUCAAACUGCAGGAUAUUUUUUAGGAAAUGUUGUAUUUUUAGCUUUGGAAUCUCCAGACUUUUGUAACAAAUAUUUGAGAUCUGUACCUCAACCAGAAGGCCUUGUUACGCUUUCUGGUUUUUUAAAGUUUUGGGGAUUUGUUUUCUUUAUUAUGACAUCCCUGGUUUUAAUUAUCAAGAAAGAGAAAGAAGAAAGAAUACCAGAAACAUUUGGAAUUAAAGGCACAUACAGCAUGCUGUAUCGGAUUCUGUGCCUUCGUAAUGUUUGGUUGGUAGUGUCAUUUCUUUUAACAUGUAAGGUUGCCUUUGCUGCAACAGAUUCAGUUACUGGACUGAAGCUUAUUGAAGCAGGUGUCCACAAAGAGCAUUUGGCACUAUUAGCUGUUCCAAUGGUUCCGCUUCAAAUAUUGCUUCCGCUUUUAAUUAGCCGAUAUACAGCGGGACCUAAACCACUUUCUGUCUUUUUGACUACUUAUCCAUUUAGGUUGAUGUUUGGUCUGUUGUUUGCCUUUUUGGUAUGGUGGACACAUCAAGUUAAACUUGAAACAGGAGAUUUUCCUGUGUACUAUUAUGCAGUUAUCAUUAUAAGUUAUGCCUUACAUCAGGUUACUGUAUAUAGUAUUUUUGUAGCACUGAUGGCUUUUUUUGCAAAAGUGAGUGAUCCAUCCAUUGGUGGAACUUAUAUGACAUUGUUGAAUACAAUCUGCAACCUUGGAGGAAAUUGGCCCAGUACAUUAGCCUUAUGGAUGGUUGAUCCUCUUAGUACAAAGAAAUGUGAAAACUCAUUAUACAGCUGUGAUACUAAAGAAUUAGCUUCAAAAUGUACUGAAGCUGGUCAUAAAUGUAUUACUGUGAUAGACGGCUAUUACAUAGAAACAGUUAUUUGUUUCAUAAUAGGACUUUUAUGGUUAAGGUGGGGUCGAAGCACCAUUCGUAGAUUACAACAUUUACCAUUAUCUGCAUGGAAAUGCCCUAGGUAGCAUUUUUGCAAAUGGACGAAGGCUGUCUGAGCCUGAAGAUUAAAUACUUACUUCACACCAUGUACGGACAAGUAGAAAAGUGCAAUGAUGCUUUUUAUAUUUUCUGUGUUAAAUUAUAAAACCAUUUUAUUAUACUGAAAAAAAGUUUUUUUUUCCCCUUUCUUUUAUUUAGCUUAUAUGGUGAUUCAGUGCAGAAAGUAUGAAUUACUAACAAUGUCCUCAGAGCACAUGUCAUGUUGUUUAGUGGCGCACUAUUUUUCUUGUGGAAAAUGGCAUUUAUCAUUCCUUUGAACUGUAUAUUUGAUGUUACUGAUCUUUCAGAGGAAUAGAAUAAAUAUAUUUUAUUUUUU